AGGAAAAGGAAGAAAGUAAUGGGGGUACAACAGAACACGCAACCUAUGUAUGUCGCAAGCAAAGAGUACAGAGACACACAACACCUCUUUUCUCUCUUGAUUACCUGCAACACUCUUCCCAUUAUUCAAAGUCGCGUCUUUCACCUUUCCCUCUUUACCUUAAGGGAAAUUCUAUGGGUGCUGUUCUCUGAAGUUUGAACUUUUGUGCACUUUUCAAUUGGUAAUUUCUAUUACCAAAUAUCCGUAUGAAGUGACAAAGACUUAGCAUCUUUGCGCGUGUCCCAUCCUCUUCUCCAACCUUUUUGACAAAGGUCAAAGAUAUUAUUCCCAACUCUCAUGGAGGUUAAGCUAUGGAAUGAUAAGCGGGAAAGGGAAAUGUAUGAGAACUUUGCGGAGCUCUUUGCUAUAAUAAAGGCAACCGAAAAGCUCGAGAAGGCUUAUGUUCGCGACAUCAUUUCAGCUACUGAAUAUGAAACUGAAUGCCAGAAGUUGAUUGCUCAUUUCAAGACCUUAUCUUCCACUUUGAAAGAUACCGUACCUAGCAUUGAGCGAUUCCAUGAUACCUACAAAAUGGAUUGCCCUGCUGCCCUAAACCGGCUCGUGACCUCUGGGGUGCCUGCCACUGUGGAGCACCGUGCUGCCGCUGCCACAUCAGCUGCAUCAUCAGCUUCUGUUGUGGCUGAGUGUGUGCAGAACUUCAUCACUGCCAUGGACUCUUUGAAGCUGAACAUGUUCGCUGUUGACCAGGUCCAUCCCCUGUUGUCAGACCUAUCAUCUUCCCUUAAUAAACUUUUAAUUCUGCCAGCUGAUUUUGAGGGGAAGACAAAGGUGAGAGAGUGGCUCUCAAGGCUAUCAAAAAUGGGAGCUGCAGAUGAGUUGACAGAGCAGCAGGCCCGUCAACUACACUUUGAUCUUGAAUCAUCAUACAAUUCUUUCGUGGCUGCACUGCCCACUGCUGGAACGUAAUUGCUUAUUUCAGGUGAUAUGUUUGUACAUAUGUGGCUGCAUUCUUGUUUUCUCUACCAAGUUUAUACUACAUAUGAUGCUUUAUUUGGUUGAAGUGCUGGUUGAUGAAGAUUCGGAAAAGAGUCGUGUAAUUUGUGGGACUGUUGUCUGGUUGUUCCAUUUUAUUCAACAUGAACUCAUCCCCAACAACAUUUUUAUUCGGUUUGCGUACUUCUCUUUUGUUACAUUAAAAAAUUGAGCUUUUGUAAAUAAAGUGGGAGUUUUGAUGUAAAACUAAGCUCCUUGGAAUUAACUUAUCAAGUAAUAUUGCAUUUAUUAUGUGGUA
Molecule: messenger RNA, 1291 nt
Organism: Lycium barbarum (goji berry)
Lineage: Eukaryota; Viridiplantae; Streptophyta; Magnoliopsida; Solanales; Solanaceae
Product: vacuolar protein sorting-associated protein 28 homolog 2
Exons: 3
Coding region: 337-966 (209 amino acids)
Biological process (GO): protein transport to vacuole involved in ubiquitin-dependent protein catabolic process via the multivesicular body sorting pathway
Cellular component (GO): ESCRT I complex
Molecular function (GO): protein-containing complex binding
Source: RefSeq, a predicted model, not a curated record